Messenger RNA from Ostertagia ostertagi, 681 nucleotides. NCBI's taxonomy places the organism in Eukaryota, Metazoa, Nematoda, Chromadorea, Rhabditida, Trichostrongylidae. The record is from the annotation of a GenBank genome assembly.
AUGGAGCAAGAUGAGGAAACAAUGGCGGGUAUCUGUGGUAUGUUGAAGACCGGUGCUGGCUACGUCAAGAAUGAAAUAGCUGCUCCUCAAAAACGGUGGAAGAGUAAAGAAGAGUCGAUAGGGGCCCAAAGCAGGAUGGGCCAUCAAGCGGAACGACAAGCGGAGGACAGGCGGAUGACAGUGAAAGAAGAAUGUAGAAACACAGGCCUAAUAGGUGGCCGAAUAGUGAAGCAGUUGAAGCUGCUAGGAGGCAGCAGUCCAGCACUACUAGACACAGGUUCAAUGAGUAGCGUAGUACCUGCAAAUAGUACAGUCAAAGCGCGAGAUAGAGGAUUUGACGUGGACGCAUUAAAAUUGGUUGAAAAAUCCCAGUUUGCAUCUGUCUGGGAUGCGUCGAUUAAGAGGAUGGACUUCCUUGGAGCAGUACACGUGGAGGCCAAGCUAGAAGGAGGGAACCGAGGCUUGGUGCCGUUCCACAUCAGCCCGAGCAAAGAGGACAUGAUUAUACUAGGUACUAAUGCCCUGAGGAAGUUAGGUGUGGAGCUUUCCAUAGUUGCGGACAAAAAGGGAAGCAAUAAACAGUGGACGGAAGGAGAUGAGAGCAAUGCAACGGUGCCUACUGAGUCGACCCCAAACUUCAUGCUUUUGACCCUCAAUAUCAACGACAUGGAAGAGUUCUAA